AUGGCCGGACAACGGGGACGCGUGCGGUCCGCUCGCGUGGCCGCACGUCUCCUGCGACCGCUCCGGCCGCGUCUCACGGGCGCGCUCCCGUCGUUCCGGGGCAUGUCCUCGCUCCAGCGCGCCUUCCUCAACGACAACGACUUCGACGGCAUCCCGGGCGACUUCUUCGAUGGCGGGCUCACCGACCUGCUCGAGAUCUCGCUCAGCAACAACCAGCGCCUCAACGCAUCCAGCGGCGGGUGGGCGCUCCCGCCGGGACUCGCCGACUCCGCGCCGCAGCUGCAGGUGCUGUCCCUCGACAACUGCAGCCUCAGCGGCGGGAUCCCGGGCUUCCGCGGCCGACUCACGGGGCUCCAGAACCUCACGCUCUCCUACAACAACCUCUCCGGUCCCGUCCCCGCCGCGCUCAACAGCUCCGGCAUCCAGAGGCUCUGGCUCAACAACCAGCGCGGGGACGCCAAGCUGUCCGGCACCCUCGACGUCACCACGCUCUCCGACGUCAAGCUCUCCGGCAACCAUCUCACCGGCCGGGUGCCGGACAGCCUCACCAAGCUCGCCUCGCUCCAGAAGCUGGACCUGUCCAUGAAUGACUUGAAUGGGCCGCUGCACCCAUUCAGUCCCACCGUGGAUGUGAAUGUCACCAGCAAUCUCAACUUCAACACGACGGCGGCGCCGCCCGAUGCGCAGCCAAACAACUCCCCUCGGGGGUCUCAUUCUACGCCUGGCGCGACUGCUGGUGCUGGGGGUAAUAAUGCAGCAAUCCCUGGGAGUGGGAAGAAGGCCUCAUCAGCUGUGUUGCUGGGCACAACCAUUCCAGUCGCGGUGAGCGUGGUCGCCCUGAUUUCGGUGGGCGCCGUGUUCUUCUGCAAGAGAAGAGCAUCAGUGCCGCCACAGGUAGCCUCUGUCGUUCUGCAUCCCCGUAAUAGCUCUGAUCCAGAUAACCUAGCCAAGAUCGUCGUGGCCACCAACGACGGCAGCAGCGGCACGUCUCAAGGCAACACGCAUAGCGGGAGCAGCAGCCUGACUGGCGAUGUCCACAUGAUCGAAGCCGGGAAUUUCGUGAUUGCAGUGCAGGUUCCCGUGCGUCCUGGGAAGGCUGCUUUACCGGCCAAGGGCGUCGUUGCGGCCGGCGUGGAGCCCAAGAUUCCGGCGACCUGGUGGCUACAUCUUAGCGCGAGAAGCAGGCGUCUGAGGGUUCAGGUCCGCCACAGGGUCAUCGGAGUUGAGGCCGCUCCAUGGACUCCCCUGCCUGGGCGUGAAGUGGCUAACCUUCGUUAA
Molecule: messenger RNA, 1278 nt
Organism: Miscanthus lutarioriparius
Lineage: Eukaryota; Viridiplantae; Streptophyta; Magnoliopsida; Poales; Poaceae
Source: the annotation of a GenBank genome assembly